AUGGUUCUCCACAACCCUAACAACUGGCAUUGGGUCAGCAAGAAUGCCGGAGAGUGGGCUAAACAGUGGCUCGACAAGAACCUCACCACGAUCUCGGCUGAAGAUGGAGAAGUUAAUGCGAAGAUCGCCAAAGUUGCCAGCAUGGACGGCGACGUUGAUGUCAGCCAAAGAAAGGGAAAGGUCAUCACUAUCUUCGAUGUCAAGCUCGUGCUAGAGUACUCUGGAAGUGCUCCCGGCGCAAAGGAUGUUUCGGGUACCAUCACGGUUCCCGAGGUAGCGCAUGACACUGAGGAAGGCGAGUUCGUCUUUGAAAUCGACAUCCACUCGGAAUCAAAGGAGAAGCAGCCUGUGAAAGAUCUUGUCAGAGCCAAGAUCGUUCCGCAGUUGCGAAGCGAGUUCUUGAAACUGAUGCCAGCUUUGGUCGCUGAGCACGGAAAAGACAUCCAGCACGCUGCCGGCGAGAAUCCCUCCAGCGGUUGGCGUGCACCCAAAUACCAUGAACCCAAUGGUAAUGCUGCCGCGAAGGCGAAGGCCGAGUCUUCCAGCAGCCAGAAGAAUGGCAGCAGCGUUGUCAAUACAACGACAGUCACAGACCAGGAAGAGUUUCGAACUACCGCCAGUGAGCUCUACCAAACCUUCACCGAUCCUCAACGACUGGCCGCGUUUACACGUGCUCCCCCGAAGAGAUUCGACGGUGCGAAGAAGGGAGGCGUGUUUGAGCUGUUCGAUGGCAACGUUGCUGGUGAAUAUCAGGAGCUCCAAGAGCCUAAGAAGAUCGUCCAGUCGUGGCGCCUGAAGCAGUGGCCUGCUGGUCACUACUCCAAGCAGGUGAUCAACUUCGAUCAGAACGACGUUGACGGUGUCACGGUUAUGCGGGUGGAAUGGAGUGGUGUUCCUGUUGGCCAGGAGGAGGUCACCAAGAGAAACUGGGAACAGUACUACGUACGAAGCAUCAAGCAAACAUUUGGGUAA
Molecule: messenger RNA, 972 nt
Organism: Anthostomella pinea
Lineage: Eukaryota; Fungi; Ascomycota; Sordariomycetes; Xylariales; Xylariaceae
Source: the annotation of a GenBank genome assembly